Messenger RNA from Schistocerca piceifrons (Central American locust), 759 nucleotides. RefSeq names its product trypsin-7-like. The transcript has 2 exons. NCBI's taxonomy places the organism in Eukaryota, Metazoa, Arthropoda, Insecta, Orthoptera, Acrididae. Gene Ontology annotation, biological process: proteolysis. The coding region runs from base 1 to 759 and encodes 252 amino acids. The record is from RefSeq and is a predicted model, not a curated record. Gene Ontology annotation, molecular function: serine-type endopeptidase activity.
AUGCUGAAGCCAGCAGUGUUAUUGUUGCUCGUGGUGGCCGCUGCCUGCAGCGCUGCGCCCCCAGCGAGGGCUCGCAGGUUCAGGACUCCCCACCAGGGCCGCAUCGUGGGCGGCGGCCCGGUGGACAUCUCGCAGUUCCCGUGGCAGAUCUCGCUGGAGUACAGGAACGAGCAUUACUGUGGCGGCUCCAUAAUCAGCUCCGAGUGGGUGCUGACUGCGGCACACUGUGGCGACCAUAAUGCGCAGUAUUACGUACUGAGGGCGGGCACUUCCUUACGUGAGUCGGGAGGCACCGUUUACGACGUCACUACUGUGAUCGUACACGACAGAUUCAGUUGGUCAACAGGAGAUUACGAUAUCGGAGUGCUAGCCAUCGACGGAUCCUUCACGUUUGGUGACAAUGUUCAGGCGAUCACUCUUGGGACGACGGAACCCGACGUUGGCACGUCGGUAAACAUCAGCGGCUGGGGGGACCUGCAGUACGCAGGGUCGCCGCCGGUACUACUGCACGCCGUCACCACAGUGCUCAUUGACAGGGCCACGUGUGACGAGACGUGGGGUGACAUCACGUAUAACGAGCUGUGCACCGGAGGAGAACACAAGGGCGCUUGCAACGGGGACAGCGGCGGAGCCCUGGUGGUGGGCUCCACGCAAUACGGUAUCUUCUCGCGAACGAGCUGCUCUCGGAGUGGAACUCCUGAUGUGUACACCAGCGUUCCAGCCCUGCGAUCCUGGAUCACUGAAAACACCGGCAUCUGA